This is a messenger RNA of Periconia digitata, 1387 nucleotides long. The record is from the annotation of a GenBank genome assembly. Lineage: Eukaryota; Fungi; Ascomycota; Dothideomycetes; Pleosporales; Periconiaceae.
CUCUUGCCAUUUCCCUGUUUCCCUCUCUCCUUGGCUCCUUCUUCGAGUGGGAUAAAGCUUCUGCGCCCACCUCGUCAACUCCGAACCAUCCAUCACUCACUCACAUUACACUACACCGCCCAAAAGCACCAGAGUUCCUCUGCUGCUCUGCUGCUCUGCCGCUCUGCCGCUCUGCAACCUACAACCUCCAUACACACAAACCCAACACAAUGGCGACAGAGCGCGCUUAUUCUUACGGACGUGGUGGUGCCGGAAACAUCACAAGAGACGACCCCAACGGUCAAACCACCACCGCUGACCUCGCGACUCCAACCCUCAAGUCGGAUCACUACACCACUGGCCGCGGCGGCACAGGAAACAUGGCCCGCAACGAUCCCAACUUCCCUGAAAUCGCUCGCGCCUCGCAAGACGUCGAAGCUCCUGUGCACCGCGAGCCCGAGGGUCCCCAUCACUACGGCCGCGGUGGUGCUGCGAACGUCGCACACCCCUCCGAGGAGGAGAAGCGCGCCGCUGCUGAGGCGAAUCGUAGGAAGAGCGAGGAGCGGAAGCGCGAGGAGGGUGCUGCUGGCAAGGGCUUGGUUGACAAGGGCAAGGAAUUGCUCAACAAGUUUGGCAAGAAAUGAGUUGGUGAACGGCAAUGGGUGCACCCUUGCUUCGCUUCUUGUUCUAGGCUACGCAGCUUCAUGAAGCGCGUACUCCUGCGACAACGAAGAGAGAGAAGCUUUUGUUUCGACGUGUUCUCAAUCAUGCGGUUUUUUGCGCUGGUGUCAUCGAUGGAUUCUUUCAGCUGCUCCGGACCCAUCGGGUUUUCUUUCCUCCUUUCCUUCCUUUCUUACGGUUUCAGUACAGAGCAUGCCGGCUAUGAUACCCCCACAACCUGGUGCAAGCCUUCUUUGCUCUUUCUUACACAUCAGUCCUCUUUUCUCAUUUUCGACGGGGUUUGGGAGUUUCUCUUACACUUGCUCAUGAGGUAGAAAUGCUUGAUCUUCUCUUCUUCUCUGUCUGGAAUACAUAUAAUACCCCGGAUGCCGCAGGAAUUCAUGAAACACAGAAAUUGACCAAUCAAUAAGAAGAACGAGUCCCUCACUUCAGUCUCUUCCACACUCCUGAUUGCGCAAAGUGUGAAUUAAAUUGGAUGUCAAUGGAAUUCUCCAUUAAUCAUGCAAGCCGAGCGUCAAACUCACGAUUAUUCACGCUUUUGCUACAAGUCUGCGGUCUACUCCGACAUUCUUUGAACUACCGCACAUCCCCCGCCGAUCGUCGUUAUAUCCGCUCCCGUCUUGUUAGUGAACGCGCAUAUCCGAGGGAAGAAAACACUAGGGAUAGCGUUAUAUUGGUAUAUACAGUAGGUGAUAGGACGAAUUCGCUGGCGCUUAGCAGUGUUUCU